Salvia splendens (bonfire salvia) is the source of this 3004-nucleotide messenger RNA. Its product is annotated as protein TRANSPORT INHIBITOR RESPONSE 1. The transcript is spliced from 4 exons. The coding region runs from base 748 to 2520 and encodes 590 amino acids. Lineage: Eukaryota; Viridiplantae; Streptophyta; Magnoliopsida; Lamiales; Lamiaceae. The record is from RefSeq and is a predicted model, not a curated record.
CUCUACAGUUCUUUCUCCAGCUUUUCUAUUUUUAGCUCCUUCACUUCAUUGUCUGAUCCAAUCACUGUUGCACACAUGUUGAUGUUGCUAUUUUGGAUUCUGUUUGUGUUUUUUUAAUUAUCUGGAAAAAAAUGCCUCUGGAUCUAAUGAUUUUUUUGGAUAUUGCUUCACGGAUCUCUGUGUUCAGCUGUGGGAAUUGGGUAGUGGUUGUUUGUGAAGGGGAAUGUUGUGAUUGAUUUCACAUUUCUGUUGCUAUUUUCUCUUUGUUUUUGUUUGAACUCUUUGGUGGAGUAGUUUGGAUUUUCUAAAAAAAGGGUGUUGGGGAAUACAGUUGAGAGGUACAAUUGAAGCAACAAGUUUGAGUUUUUUGAUGAGUAAUUACUUCUUGAUCUCAAUUCAAGCUUUGAUUUCUAAACUGGUAUGUUGAACUGCUUUUAGUGGUUUCAUUUAAUACUUUAUUUUCCUCUCCUUCCUUUUUGGGUUGAACAGAAAAAAGAAAGAAUUUUUCUUUUUCAAGAUUUCCUACUAUUAUGAAUUUUAGUAUCAUAAAUUCUUGGAUUAGCUGCUCACCCAUAUGAAUCUCCCAAUCUUUCUUUAUAAUUCAAGAUUGUUUACAGUUUGAAACACAUAUUAAUAUAAUGUUUGCUGAUUCCUCUCUCUCUGUUUGUCUCCUUGUUUAAGAUGUGCGGCUUAGGCGGGGUGUGAGAUCUUGCUAAGGCCUAAUUGGAUCCGUCCUCCGAAAGUGAAAUGGAUCCCGAACCAAAGAAAGGGGAUGAUUCGCCAUCGAACUCUGGCAACUCUCAUGGACCAGUUCAUCCUCAAUCACCAUUCCCGGAUGAAGUGUUGGAGAAAGUCCUGUCGUUCGUAGAUUCGCAUAAAGACAGGAGCUCAAUCUCGCUUGUGCGCAAAGAUUGGUAUAACGCUGAGAGAUGGACAAGAUCAAAGCUUUUUAUAGGAAAUUGCUAUGCUGUGUCACCAGAAAUAGUGGCUAGGAGGUUCCGAAGAAUUAAGAGUGUUACGCUUAAAGGGAAGCCGAGAUUUUCGGAUUUUAAUUUGGUACCACUGGAUUGGGGUGCUAAUGUGUACCCUUGGUUGGUUAUGUUUGCCAAAGUUUACCCUUUCUUGGAGGAGCUGAGGCUUAAGAGGAUGACCAUCACCGAUGAUGGCCUGGAGCUCUUGGCGAAGUCAUUCCCUAGCUUCAAGGCCUUGUCUUUGUCAAGUUGUGAUGGAUUCACUGAAAAUGGGCUCAAAGCAAUUGCCAGUCAUUGCAGGAACUUGACUGAGAUCAACAUACAGGACAGUAUAACAGAGGAUGUCGGUGGAGGUUGGUUGAGUUGCUUCCCGGAAAACUUUUCUUCGCUGGAAAUACUAAACUUCUCUAGUCUUAAUGGUGAUGUAAACUUUGAUGACCUGGAGAGACUUGUUAGCCGGUGCAAACUAAUGAGAGUUCUGAAGGUCAACGAGAGCAUUACCUUGGAUGAAUUGCAACGGCUGCUUGUGCACGCUCCUAGACUAACAGAGCUCGGCACUGGCUCCUUCCUGCAAGAACUCACGCCUCGCCAAUAUGAAGACAUUGAAACUGCUUUUUGUAAUUGUAGAAAUCUCCAGGUUCUUUCGGGUUUGUGGGAAGCAACUUCCGUAUAUCUCCCUCUUCUUUAUGGAGCUUGUGCCAGCCUGACUUUCUUGAACUUGAGGGUUGCGCCCCUCCAAAGUGGUGAAUUUGCAAAGUUUCUUGCCCACUGCCCCAAUUUACGAUGCCUUUGGGUGAUUGAUACAGUCGAAGACAAGGGGCUCGAGGCUGUUGGUUUGAGCUGUCCCUUGCUCGAGGAGCUACGGGUCUACCCUGCUGAUCCAGAUGACCGGGAUCAUCAUGAUGGGGUGACAGAAUUGGGUUUCUUGGCAGUGUCUCGUGGAUGCCCCAAACUCCACUAUGUUCUCUACUUCUGUAGGAGAAUGACUAAUGCUGCUGUUGUGACCAUAGUGCAGAACUGCCCCAAUUUCACCCACUUCCGUCUAUGCAUUAUGACCCUGGGCCAACCAGAUUAUCUCACGAACGAACCCAUGGAUGAGGCCUUUGGCGCUGUUGUCAAAACCUGCACGAAAAUCAAGAGGCUUUCAGUUUCAGGCCUUCUAACUGACCGGACAUUUGAGUACAUUGGCAAGUACGCGAAGGAUCUUGAGAUGCUGGCGGUUGCCUUUGCUGGCAGCAGUGAUUGGGGGAUGCAGUGUAUCAUGGAAGGCUGUCCUAAGCUGAGGAAGCUUGAGAUCAGAGAUUGCCCCUUUGGAGAUGCUGCCCUGCUGUCUGGACGAGAGAAGUAUGAGAUGAUGCGAUCGUUGUGGAUGUCUGCGUGCAGUGUGACCAUGAAAGGCUGCAGACUACUCGCGAGGGAGUCUCCUAGGCUCAACGUUGAGGUGAUAAGAGAGGAAGGAGGCGACGAAAACCAAGCCAUCAAAGUCUACGCCUAUCGCUCUGUAGCAGGGCCAAGGAAGGAUGCCCCGCCAUUAGUUCUCACACUUUGACAGUUGAAGGGAAAAACAUUCUUGAGCAACAUUUCUCUAUAUGAUUCGGGUCGAAAAGUUAUGGAAGGUUUUCGAAGAAGAUAUAAAUAACAGAGAGGAGGCAAGUUGUGAAGCUUCCAUGGACACGAGGCCUCCAGUUAUGAAUUUGUAGGGUGGCAUUUUCUUUUAGCAAUUCUUGAAAGAAUAGUAAAAAUUCAGAUGCAAGAGAAGAUUUCUGCACCCUUUAGUUGAUUUUUUCCUAUGUUUCUUGUUGUAUUGUCAAUGGCUUGAGGCUGUUAGAAUCGAACGAUUAACGAUGAUGAGGUGGCGCUGCGCGUUUGUGGCGAGUCUCGGCUCUGUCUGAAAGAUGAUCAUAUCAGAAAGGUAGAGCAGACUGGAAGUUGAAUGUAGUUUAUUUAUGGUGUUAGUUUUGUAACAUCAUUUUGUGUAAGUGCAUACUAAUCUUGGAUUAAGGAUGAUAAUGAGGUACAUUUGUUUUAGGUAA